This is a messenger RNA of Octopus sinensis (East Asian common octopus), 4004 nucleotides long. Its product is annotated as DCN1-like protein 3. The transcript is spliced from 3 exons. Gene Ontology annotation, cellular component: ubiquitin ligase complex. Lineage: Eukaryota; Metazoa; Mollusca; Cephalopoda; Octopoda; Octopodidae. Gene Ontology annotation, biological process: positive regulation of ubiquitin-protein transferase activity; protein neddylation. Gene Ontology annotation, molecular function: ubiquitin-like protein binding; ubiquitin conjugating enzyme binding; cullin family protein binding. The record is from RefSeq and is a predicted model, not a curated record. The coding region runs from base 261 to 1178 and encodes 305 amino acids.
AUUAAAUACGGAAGGUGGAAGCAAUGACUGAAGGCGUCAUUGAAACCUAUGAAUCAUAAAAAUAUUUUUAAUUCGUUUGUUUACUAUUUUAAAUGGACUUUCUUGUUUUUCAACCAAGAGUUUACGUAUCGUGUCCACUAAAGCAAGAUGUGCCGAACUAAAGGUCAUGUAAAAUAUUUACCAGCAGUGAAAAAUGUUAAGCUUGUGGAAUGUAAGGUUUGAAACCCCUACUAAGAACUGUUUAGUUUGAGCCUAUUCUAAUGGGGAAGUGCUUGUCUUGUUGUGAGCCAGUUAACUCCAGUUCUAAUUCUUCCUGUGAUGACAACCUUAGUGGACUUGCUGUUGGUGGGGGUGACAACACUAAAAGCCAAGAAAUCAGUCAAGCGAAGGAAGCUAAACGUUCACAAACCUCAAGCGCUAACUACAAAUCUCAGCUUAGCAGCUCGAGCAAAGCAUCAAAUCCUUCUUCAGCUGAAGCGUCGGGCAAGAAAAUGUUUCCCACCUACUCCAAAAUCCCACCCAUUAAAAAACAAGCCAAUGGAGACAGCAAACGUUUGUCGUUGCUCUGCCGAGAUUACUCUGAGCAGGAUAUUCAUAACUUGUUUGAAGCUUACCGUGAUAUUAGCCAUGAUAUGAUUCUUGCCGAAGGAAUUGAAACAUUUUGUAAGGACCUGGAUGUAAAACCUGAAGAAUUUAUUGUAUUGAUUUUAGCCUGGAAAUUCCAGGCUGCAACAAUGUGCUGCUUUACAAGAGAGGAGUUUGUUCAAGGUUGUAAAUGUCUCAAAGUUGAUUCUGUCAAAGGGAUUCGCUCUAAAUUUAAUGACCUUCUCUUAGAAGUUCAAAACAAGCAGAAUUUUCGAGAUUUCUAUCGAUGGACGUACAAAUUUGGGCUAGAAUCUGGGCAAAGGACUUUGCCAAUAGAUAUGGCUAUAAUUCUUUGGAAACUUAUAUUCACUCGGACAGAACCUCCAAUCCUUAAACAUUGGCUAGAUUUCCUUGCCAAGCAUCCUGACAUCAGAGGCAUUCCAAAAGACACCUGGGACAUGUUUUUAAAUUUCACUGAACAAGUUGGGGAUGACCUAUCUGCAUAUGACGACACAGAAGCUUGGCCAAGUCUCUUUGAUGACUUUGUCGAGUAUGAAAACGAUUUCAGAAAUCAGAAUGUGAAAACUGACUGAGUGUUCUUUCUAUCUAGUCAAUAGAAUGAUAAACUCUCCCCAAACACCCCACCCCCACUCCAAUUACUAUGUUUCAUCACAUGUUGCUAUUUUUAGCUUCAAAACUGAGUUAAGAAUAGUAUUUAAUUUUUUCUGCAAAUUAAAUACACAAAUGGAACAAAAUAUCUGUGUAUAAAGGAACUUUAGUCAAAAGAUGAUGUUUUUUCAUAUUGGAAGAAUAUUACAUUUUAGAUUGUUUCUUUCUGAACCUGAAGCCAAAUUGUAUCUCUGCUUUUUCUUCAAGUGAAAUGGUAAUUGGUACUUUAUUUAAAAGGUCAGUGUGUGACAUAGUUGGGCUUAAAAUAAAGGGGGACUGUGUCAGUUGUCAACACCAAAGUGCACUUCCCCUCAUUGGUGCAUUUUUUCUCCCUCUCCUCUAUCCUCUUUCUCUGCUCCCCUCCCAUAAAUUCUUUCUGUCUCUGCACAAAUUUGUUUCCAGUUUUGCAUUGUCCAAAUUAUUUAUUAGCAAAUUAAUGUCUUACGACAACAUAAUUCUGAGAACUAAAUGACUUCCACCUCUGUUUCUUCUCUCUGUCAGAGUUGUGUGUGUGUGUGUCUAUGCAUAUCUGCGCAUGUACGUAUGCAGGGUCUGUGUCUUCUUUCAACUAGCACAGACACUUCUCCCAGAUUCUUUUAGCUGUGGUCUGAUGAGUUGUCUCGCUAUGACUAAUCUCUCUCCCUGCUCUCUCAAAAAUUUUUGCCUUUCCAGGCAUAUUCCCCCAAUCCAAUUUUUACUUUGGACUAAACUGUUUUCAAAUUUUCUUUACUAUUCUUAUAAAAUAUUGAGAAUUUGUUAGCCGUCCGCCAUCAAAUCUUCAAAUACACAAUAUAAUUUUUCAAAUUAUCAUUUGUAUUUAUUUUCAUUUACCUUUUUUAUUGUUGUUUUAAAUAUCCAAAUAAAAUUCCUAAAUGCCCUUUACUUUCGUAAAUCUACUCCUCCCAUUUAAAAAUAAAGGGUUACUCCAUAAAUUAGAAAGGCCCUACUUUUCUCCCAAACCUUUCGUUAUUGAAAUACAUCUUUCAUGAUUUAUCAAACAACUAGUAUCAUCUUCAUCUUCAUUAAAGUGAAUCCCUACAUCAUCAUCAUCAUCAACAUUAUCAUCAUCAAUUUAGGAAAUCAUUUCCUACAUUAAUGUAGAAUUCUUUGGGUACUUUCUGAUUUAUAUUUUAAUAGUAAAACAGUAAGAUCUCCUGUUCUUUCAGCCAUGGCAGCAAUAUUAGAAUAUAGAGGGGAUCUUCUUACAGAUUCCUGAUCAACAGGCUGCUCCAAGCACUAGUAUGCUGCUCUCACUUAUAUUGGUCCUUGCCCAGUGUGUGUGGACAUUGUCAUAUGCUAGCAACAAAUAGUUGGGGACAAUGAGUGAGAGUUUAGCAGCAUAUGGUGAGGGAAGGAGCAGAGUGGAUCAGUUAGGCCAUCUUCAAAUGCCCAACAGCUUUGUAACCUCUUAUGAUUACAUGCACACACACACACGUGCACACAUACAUAACUAUUGAUAUAAAAAGAAAUUAUGUAUAAAACAUGAAUGACUAUAUCAAACUCAAUAAUUAGAUUGUUAUGUUCCGACACAUAACAUUGCAGUAAAUCCAGUGGAAAAAGCUUAUAUUAUAAAUGGCUAAAAUGAUCAUUAUGAGCUAUAUAUAUUUAGAAUAAAAAGCAGGAAAGCAUAAAUUUAACAGAUAGUUUGGGAUUUAAUUACUUUCAACAGCUGUUUCAUUAGGAAUGAACAUCAUUAACUCCAUAAUUUUGAAAUUUAGAUACAUAAUUAAUUUAAAGCAAUGCUUAUCCAAAAUCAUCAGAGAUAUGGUCUAUGCUAAUGAUAGGCUGAUGCUGGGAUAAACAUAGCUUCAGAUUAAUGAUUUAAUAUAUACUAAUCGAUUCUGCAUCUUAAUUAUGUAAGUGUGGAAUUAAUGAUGUUUAUUUCUAAUGAAACAGCUAUUGAAAGUAAUUAAAUUAUAAACUGUGAAAUUUAUGCUUUUCUACUUUUAUUCCACACACACACACACACACACCACAUACAACAUGCUUAAUAUGUCAGAGCUAGCUCUAACAUGCUACGAUUCUUUGAAAUUACUGUUCUUAUAUCCAAGAUAACUAAGGACUGGCUUCAUUUGUGGUCUGUUGGUUUGUGUUUUGGCACCAGCACCACACCAUAAUCACAGGCCACUUUCUAGCUUUCUUAUUCACCAGAUUGGCAAUAUUUCUUACUGUAAUAAACACUGACAGACUCCAAUAUUUGGGUUUACUGUGACUCCUUUUCCAAUCUAAAGUUGUGCAGGAGCUAUGGCUUUUAAUUAUAGAUUGUAUAAGACUGUAUGACUAGUAAGCCCUAUCUAAUUUUAGUUACUACUAAUUGGAUAAAUAGAACAAUAAUAAUAUGACUAUAUAUAAUUAGUCAACCUAUUACAGUAAUAGUAAUGAGAAUACAUUUUAAACAAUUUGGACAAAUGUUCUAUACAUUUCCAACCUUGGGUUUUUUUUCCUCUUUGGUCUGUCCCGAUGUGACAAUCUUCUUCAGUGGUUUCAACUAACCAGCAGGCUAUUUCUGCAACAAGUCUCACAGCCUCAUCAUGGUUGCUGUUCAGAUAUUGGACUAUGUUUAUUUUGUUUUGUCUGGUUUUAUUUAUUUGUGUGGGUGGUUGUGUGUGUGUAUGUAUGCAUGUGUGAGUAUUUGUGUGCAUGACCAAGCUUGUUUGCUCGAGUUAAUUCAACUUUAGCCUCUUUGUCUCCACAGAUGAUACUUGGCCCACACAAUAAAACAUGUUACUUUGACAUAACAAUGAAAUUUC